Molecule: messenger RNA, 1770 nt
Organism: Lepidothrix coronata (blue-crowned manakin)
Lineage: Eukaryota; Metazoa; Chordata; Aves; Passeriformes; Pipridae
Gene: MAPK11
Product: mitogen-activated protein kinase 11
Exons: 12
Coding region: 91-1176 (361 amino acids)
Biological process (GO): protein phosphorylation; intracellular signal transduction
Cellular component (GO): nucleus; cytoplasm
Molecular function (GO): ATP binding; MAP kinase activity
Source: RefSeq, a predicted model, not a curated record
UCCCUCCUCCCCGCCGGCGCCAGCCGUGCUCGCCUCGGCUGAGUGGCGGGUACCGCUGCUGUUGCCGCUGCCGGCGGCGGCUCCGGGAAAAUGUCCGAGCGCGGCGGCUUCUACCGGCAGGAGCUGAACAAGACGGUGUGGGAGGUGCCCCAGCGCUACCAGAACCUCACCCCCGUCGGCUCCGGCGCCUACGGCUCCGUGUGUUCAGCUUAUGAUACCAAAACAAGACAGAAGGUGGCAGUGAAAAAGCUUUCAAGGCCUUUUCAGUCACUUAUCCAUGCACGGAGGACCUACCGAGAGCUUCGGUUGCUUAAGCACAUGAAGCAUGAGAAUGUUAUAGGAUUGCUAGAUGUUUUUACACCUGCAACAUCAAUAGAAAAUUUUAACGAAGUGUAUCUUGUGACAAAUUUAAUGGGUGCUGACCUGAAUAACAUUGUGAAGUGCCAGAAGUUAACAGAUGAUCAUAUACAGUUUCUCAUCUAUCAGUUACUUCGAGGUCUUAAGUAUAUUCACUCAGCUGGAAUCAUCCACCGGGACCUGAAGCCCAGCAACCUAGCCGUAAAUGAAGACUGUGAAUUGAGGAUUUUAGACUUUGGUUUAGCUCGACAAACUGAUGAUGAAAUGACUGGAUAUGUUGCAACAAGAUGGUACAGAGCUCCAGAAAUUAUGUUAAAUUGGAUGCACUACAAUCAAACAGUUGACAUAUGGUCGGUUGGAUGUAUCAUGGCAGAGCUAUUGAAAGGGAAGGCUCUAUUUCCAGGAAAUGAUUAUAUCGAUCAACUAAAGAGAAUAAUGGAAGUUGUGGGCACACCCAGUUCUGAACUUCUGAAGAAGAUAUCAUCAGAACAUGCAAGAAAAUAUAUCGAAUCUCUUCCACAUAUGCCUCAACAGGAUUUGAAAGCAGUAUUUCGUGGUGCCAAUCCAUUAGCUGUAGAUCUUCUUGAGAAGAUGCUUAUAUUAGACAGUGAUAAAAGAAUUACUGCCUCGGAAGCGCUUGCACAUCCAUACUUUGUCCAGUAUCACGAUCCGGAUGAUGAACCUGAGGCCGAGCUGUACGACGAGUCAAUAGAGAAUAAGGAGCGAACCAUAGAUGAAUGGAAAGAACUUACCUAUGAAGAAGUGAUUAGCUUUAAACCACCCGACUUGAAAAUGGACAGCCUGGAGAUAGAACAGUGAACACAGGCAGCUCUGUCUUGCCUUGCUGCACUAUGAAGACUGUUAAAAUAUAACCAUCCAAUUUAACCUGUGGUCAGAUGUAGAUUUUACUAUCCAAAGAUGUUGGAGAAGAUGUGGAAAAGAAGAUGAAUUAAACAGAAGCCAGAUGUUAUCUGUUUUGGGUGGGAGUUUUUUUGCCUUGUAAUAUGAAUGUAUUCCCAGCUCACAAGGGGUGAUAAAGAACUGCUUCAUUCUGACAAAAUUAUGCACUGAGUUUUGUCAAGCUGUGUGGUCUGCAUGUUUCAUUUUAUCAGUUGUACUGCCAAAAUAGAGGUGAUCUCAUAAAUUAAUUUUAAAAUUGUACAUUUAAAGCAUGAAUGUAUACAAACAUAGAGGUCCAUACAAGCAAUCCUUUUUUGUUCUGGCAUUUUAUCUGUUUGUUUUCAUACUAUUUAUAGUUAGUGCCUUUAUAAUGAGAGGGCGUGGUAGCAAGAUAGACAGAAUAUGCCUAUGUAGUCACAUCUGUGGUGGUCUUACACAUUUACUGGAUGUCUCUCAAGCAAUCUUAACACCAGUUGAAAGCCAGUAAAAAUAAAUCUUUGUCUUCUCUUGCCA